GGUCCCCGGCGCCGGUCCGUAGAGCCGGGCGCCGAGGCCUGGGGCUGGGAUGCGAGAGGCCGCGGGCUCCCGGCGGCAGCGGCUCCUGUGAGUAGCGGCGACUGCAGCGCGGGCGGGCGGGCGAGGUCAGCGGACGCCGUCGGCGGCUGGCCGUGUCGGCCGCGGGAUGAGGAAGCGGACCGAGCCCGUCGCCUUGGAGCAUGAGCGCUGCGCCGCUUCGGGCUCGUCCUCCUCCGGCUCGGUCGCCGCGGCGCUGGACGCCGACUGCCGCCUGAAGCAGAACCUGCGCCUGGCGGGCAAGGGGCCGGCAGAGCCGCGCUGCGCUGCGGACACGGGCAUGAAGCGGCCGCUGGGCAGGCGAAAGGGCCUGUGGUUCCGACUGAGGAAGAUACUUCUCUGUGUUCUGGGGUUGUAUGUUGCCAUUCCAUUUCUCAUCAAACUAUGUCCUGGGAUACAGGCCAAACUGAUUUUCUUGAAUUUUGUGAGGGUUCCCUAUUUCAUUGACUUGAAAAAACCGCAGGAUCAAGGUUUGAAUCACACAUGUAAUUACUACCUCCAGCCAGAGGAAGACGUGACCAUUGGAGUCUGGCACACUGUCCCCGCUGUCUGGUGGAAGGAUGCCCAAGGAAAGGACCAGAUGUGGUAUGAGGACACCUUGGCUUCCAGCCGCCCUAUCAUCCUGUACCUGCACGGGAAUGCAGGCACAAGAGGAGGUGACCACCGGGUGGAACUAUACAAGGUGCUGAGUUCCCUUGGUUACCAUGUGGUCACCUUUGACUACAGAGGUUGGGGUGACUCAGUAGGAACGCCAUCGGAGCGAGGCAUGACGUAUGACGCACUUCAUGUUUUUGACUGGAUCAAAGCAAGAAGUGGAGACAACUCCGUGUAUAUUUGGGGUCAUUCCCUAGGCACUGGAGUGGCAACAAAUCUGGUGCGGCGCCUCUGCGAGCGAGAGACACCUCCAGAUGCCCUUAUAUUGGAAUCUCCAUUCACUAAUAUACGUGAAGAAGCUAAGAGCCAUCCGUUCUCAGUGAUAUAUCGAUACUUUCCUGGGUUUGACUGGUUCUUCCUUGACCCCAUUACAAGCAGUGGAAUUAAAUUUGCAAAUGAUGAAAAUGUGAAGCACAUCUCCUGCUCGCUGCUCAUCCUGCACGCUGAGGACGACCCGGUCGUGCCCUUCCAGCUUGGCCGAAAGCAGGGAGACCACCAGGCAGGGCUGCCAUCUGUGGUGCCGACCUGUCUCUCCCUCGUCCCAGCUCUACAACAUCGCUGCUCCAUCCCGAAGCUUCCGAGACUUCAAAGUUCAGUUUAUCCCCUUUCACUCAGACCUCGGCUACAGGCACAAGUAUAUCUACAAGAGCCCUGAGCUUCCACGGAUACUGAGGGAAUUCCUGGGGAAGUCAGAACCCGGGCGCCAGCACUGAGUCUUGCUGCCUGAAGGAGCAUGAAGACCUCUGCCCUCCUCCCCUUUGCUCCGGCCAGCCUGGCACCCUGGGGCCCAGGGCUGCCAGUGUCUUCAGUGCCCCCGGAGAGAGGACUCGGAUGUCAGCUGGGGCAGGCGGAGGAGGCCCGGCAGACCUGAGGCACCUGCCUUGGGUGGCUGGGAGGUUGGAUCUUUGUGGAAAACACAGGUUGCAGGCAUGGGAUCCCCUCUCCGUUUUGUUGCCACUCAACCCGAGCUCUUAUUGGGAAGACAGUGACAGAGCAGGCCAGCUGCCGGCUGGUCAAUCCCACACUUGCUGAGCUGGGCAGGGGGAGCCCAGGGCAGGAGGCGUGGGGUCUCGGGACCACACUGAGCUUUCCAGUACCACCAGUGAGAUUGUGGCCAGAUGAGUUCUUCUGUCCCUUCCGGGCACAUGCAGAAUGGACUGGAAUGGUUCCGUCAGCCCCUCGCACCCGGAGCACCCUGCUUGCCUACCUUGGCGGUUCCUGUCUCCCCGGGCAGGCCCCCACUGCUCACAGCGGGGGAGGUGCCUGUGACCUGCACUUCCUCCACUUUCUGCCCACUUGUCCGCCUAACCUGGCCUUAGACUGAGCAUUUAUUUAAGAAUAAAAUCGUGGUGGUGGUCUAUCUGCUGUGUUCUCAGUGACACCUCCAGCUGCCCCCAGGCCAUGCUCAGAGCCCAGCCUGUGGGAGGAGGGCCAGCUCUGUAAGGCCAAGGAUCCUGGGCCUUCCUUUCCUCCUCCUUUCCAGAUGUGGAGGCCCGUGCAAGGAGGGGUGUCGUUCCAGGACAAGGUGUGUUCAAGGGGGGGACCACUUCUCCAGAUGGGACAGAGGGCGUGUUCUUAAAUACAGGCCCCCUUCAACAUCACGCUGUAGCAAGCUUGCUGGAUGUUGGUAUCGGUCGGCAGGCUCUGGGGUUUUACCCAUAGACCCCAAAUGAGCCCCUGGCAUGAGUUCAUGGAAAGACAUGGGGCACUAGAGUGUGGGGUCUCUAGUUCUAGCCCACGAGCACCACCUCGUUCACUCACUGGGGGGGGGGGGGGGGGGGCUCUUGUGUUUUUCAGCUUUUUGUCAAAUCAGUCUCCCCUGCACUUCUUCUGCCCCCCCUUCCCUGCACUUCUGCUGCCCCCACUUGGCACCUCUAAAGAUCCUGCUUCUCAUCGGCCCCAGUGCUGAAGGGCCAGAUUCUUGGAUGCCAGCUAAGUAACCCGAGAGAGAGAAGGUGCAUGGUUCAAUAAGAAAGGGGGUUUCAAGCUGCCCCCCCCCCCAGAGGACUGUCCACCCCCUGCAGCACAGGUACAGAGGCGUGACACACAACAGAGGAUGCAAGCCCACCUGGGACCCACUUCUCCUGAUGGCUGGACUUCUCCCAAGUCCUGUCUUGGCAGCUCAGAAAUUCCCCGGGGUGUACAGAGGGCUUCAUUCGCCGGCCUGCCUGUUCUUCAAGGUCUGUGGUCUCUAGUAGCAGCUGUGGGCAGGCUGGGGGGCCCAGAUGCCAAGGCAGGGGACACCUCAUUUUUGAGGCAUCUUCAACUUGCCUACAGUGAUUCUCACAUCGGGGAAACCAUGCCUUUCUUAAAUGGGUUGAAAUGUGAACCAACUCUCCUGAGGUCAGUUUGUCAUCCUGUUUCAUGUAUGUGAGCCGCCACAGGUCCUUAUGGGGGGGGGGGGGGGGAGAUAAGACAGGAAGUAAGUAAAAUACAGGCUGUUGGUAUUUUGAUAGGUGUCUUGACAGGCAGACUGAAGCAGACUGAAGAGGAGAAAGCACCGAAGGGGCUGGUGAGCUGCUGGGCCAUCAGGUUGGCUAAUCAGGUCCAGAUGCCCCCACCUGCUGGCCUCUUAGAUUAUUAACUAAGCUUAAACUGUGGGCUAGGACAGACCUCUGCUGAUUGCAAAACCAGUCCUUG
Mirounga angustirostris (Northern elephant seal) is the source of this 3351-nucleotide messenger RNA. It is a transcript of the gene ABHD12, whose product is annotated as abhydrolase domain containing 12, lysophospholipase. Gene Ontology annotation, molecular function: monoacylglycerol lipase activity; phosphatidylcholine lysophospholipase A1 activity. NCBI's taxonomy places the organism in Eukaryota, Metazoa, Chordata, Mammalia, Carnivora, Phocidae. Gene Ontology annotation, cellular component: endoplasmic reticulum membrane. The record is from RefSeq and is a predicted model, not a curated record. Bases 167 to 1366 code for a protein of 399 amino acids. The transcript has 13 exons. Gene Ontology annotation, biological process: phosphatidylserine catabolic process; monoacylglycerol catabolic process.